Merops nubicus (carmine bee-eater) is the source of this 573-nucleotide messenger RNA. RefSeq names its product glucosamine-phosphate N-acetyltransferase 1 (gene GNPNAT1). Lineage: Eukaryota; Metazoa; Chordata; Aves; Coraciiformes; Meropidae. Gene Ontology annotation, cellular component: endoplasmic reticulum; Golgi apparatus; endoplasmic reticulum-Golgi intermediate compartment. The transcript is spliced from 5 exons. The record is from RefSeq and is a predicted model, not a curated record. The coding region runs from base 1 to 573 and encodes 190 amino acids. Gene Ontology annotation, molecular function: monosaccharide binding; glucosamine 6-phosphate N-acetyltransferase activity. Gene Ontology annotation, biological process: UDP-N-acetylglucosamine biosynthetic process.
AUGAUGCCCGUGGCCGCCCUGCUGCCCGACGACACGCCCAUCUUCGACCCACGCCUCCUGCAGGAGCUGGACUGGAGCCAGAACACCACCACCUUCUCUCCUGCCAUCUCUCCUCUGGAGCCUGGCGACGGGCUGGUCCUGAGGCCCCUCUGCACCGCUGACGUGAACCGAGGCUUUUUUAAGGUUCUGGCUCAGCUGACUGAAACUGGCGUGGCAAGCCCAGAGCAGUUUAUCAAAACCUUUGAGCACAUGAAGAGAUCGGGGGAUUACUAUGUCACCGUCGUGGAGGACACCAACCUUGGGCAGAUCGUUGCCACGGCAACGCUGGUGAUCGAGCACAAGUUCACUCACUCCUGUGCAAAGAGGGGAAGGAUAGAAGACGUGGUGGUGAGCAGGGAGUGCAGAGGAAAGCAGCUUGGUAAACUACUAACGUCCACCCUGACGUUGCUAAGUAAGAGACUGAACUGUUACAAAAUCACACUGGAGUGUCUGCCAAAAAAUGUGGAUUUCUACAAGAAGUUUGGCUACUCGGUAUCGGAGGAAAACUACAUGUUCCAGCGGUUCUUUAAUUAA